Ochlerotatus camptorhynchus is the source of this 2336-nucleotide messenger RNA. Its product is annotated as paired box protein Pax-6-like. Gene Ontology annotation, biological process: regulation of transcription by RNA polymerase II; anatomical structure development. NCBI's taxonomy places the organism in Eukaryota, Metazoa, Arthropoda, Insecta, Diptera, Culicidae. Gene Ontology annotation, molecular function: RNA polymerase II cis-regulatory region sequence-specific DNA binding; DNA-binding transcription factor activity, RNA polymerase II-specific. The transcript is spliced from 7 exons. The record is from RefSeq and is a predicted model, not a curated record. The coding region runs from base 63 to 1703 and encodes 546 amino acids.
GCUCAAUCGUAGCAGACACGUGGCACCGGCUCCGCCAAUAAUGGCCGGAAGAAGCUUCAGCCAUGGACUACAAAAACGAAGGCCACAGCGGCAUCAACCAGCUGGGUGGCGUCUUCGUCGGCGGAAGACCUCUGCCGGAUUCAACGCGACAGCGGAUCGUCGAGCUGGCCCAUGCCGGUGCCCGACCGUGUGAUAUUUCCCGAAUUCUGCAGGUAUCGAAUGGAUGCGUCAGUAAGAUACUGGGAAGUUCUGUGGAUAUCUGUAGGUACUAUGAAACCGGAAGUAUCCGACCGCGAGCGAUUGGGGGCUCGAAGCCACGCGUUGCGACCCCGGAGGUGGUGAAUAGGAUUUCCAUGUUCAAACAAAACUGUCCGAAUAUUUUCGCCUGGGAGAUCCGAGAUAAGCUGCUGAACGAGCGUAUUUGCACUCCGGAGAACAUUCCAAGCGUUUCAUCUAUCAACCGUGUGCUGAGGAACCUGGCUGCCCAGAAGGAGUUUAGCAAGAAGCCUCACGCACAGGAAUCCUCAUCCGAUGAUUCGAGUUAUUUGUCCACGAAGCCGUUGAACGACGGUUCGCCCUUUGUUCACUACAAAUAUGGAGAUAAUACUGACAUGAAAGCACAAGCCGAAGAGAACAAGAGCACCUUCACUAAGCACUGUUUUACGAAUUUGGAUUCACCGGCUGGUGGUGGUGUUGGAGGUGGCGGUGGUGGUGGCGGCGUUGGAAGUGGGGGAGGAUUGGGCUUGGGGAGCAAACCACCUUCGACAACGCAACCACCGACUUCUGUUAGCUUCGAUUCGGACUCGGAACGGCUCAGUCUAAAACGCAAACUGCAACGCAAUAGGACCUCGUUUACCGUCGAUCAGAUCGAGUACCUGGAGAAGGAAUUCGAACGGACUCACUAUCCGGACGUGUUCUCCCGGGAACGGUUGUCUUCCAAAACCAAUCUACCUGAGGCGCGCAUUCAAGUUUGGUUCUCGAAUCGUCGAGCUAAGUGGCGCCGUGAGGAGAAGCAACGCUCGCAAGCAGCGUCCGAAGGGUCUUCCGUAGCCGUCUCCGUAUCAGCAGCUUCCGCCCAAGCAUCGUCUGCCGUUUCGUCCUGCAUGAAUCUAACUUCUCCAUUGGUUUCGCAUGUUUACGAUUCAAAUAUGUGCGUCGAAGAUUCCAACAGUAACUAUCUCAGCAAGAACUACCCGCUGGAACCGACGGCCUUCCAGAACCUUGAUCCCCUGAAGUCACCUCAGUCUCAUCAACCGCAAACGCAUUCGCCCAUGUCCUUUAAACUGUUCCCCAGUAGUUCGGGUGGCGGUCCGGUAGCUCCUGGGACUUCUGGUGGAGGAGGAGGUGGUGGUGGCGUUGGUGGCGGGCCUUCACACAACCCUUCUGGAUCUCUGCACGAGUCAAGCUUGAUGGACGCGGUAGCUCUCUCCAACAACGGCGGUUUCUCUCACGUACCUACCUCGGACGACAAGUCCCUGUACAACCACUUUGCCUACUCGGCGUCGUCGGCAGCAGUCGCGGCCGCUGCCAACAUGCACCAUUCGGCUGCGUACUCGGUGGCUGCGGCUGCGGCAGCCGAUCAUCACCAUCAUCAUCAUCAUCAUCAGUCCUACAAUGGGAUGUACCUGAAGAAUCAGCUCUACAAUUUGCCAUCGAAUGGCGUCCUCAGCUUCCAGUCGACGCUCGAUUGGAACAAGAGUUAAUGGUAGGUUCCACGAGGUCACGACACAGCCGAAGACCUCCCCUAUUCGUACGAUGACAACUGAUGAUGCACACAUUGACAAUGAUGACGAUUGAUCGACAACAACAUGCCAUAACAGUAUUUGUGGUGCGAACUUUUGAGGAUCCCUCUAUCGAAUCAUAUUCCAGAAAAUAUGAUAACUAAAUGUUGAAAAAAAAAGCCAUUUCCAUUAUUAUAACUAAAUGAAACACAAACGUGAUCAGAUUUUUUCUUUUGCUAAAAGUGAUGGUUGUCCGUAGUUAUUAUACCUUACAAUAAACACAUACACACACACAUAUAUAUUGACAUGUGGUAAAAAAAAAGUAUUAUUUUUGCGUCUAAUAAAUUAGUACGUUUUUAGAAUAUCAUGCUGUGAAACAACAUACAAACAUUACCCGAGAGUAAGAUGGUAAGGACAGGAGAAGUGUUAGGAAAAUUUGAAUAUUUUAAUUAUAUGAAAUCUCAUGCGGAGAGGUGAAGCGCAUAAAUGAAAAUUGAAUCUCUUACUAGAACAAUAUACCGAUAUAUAUCACAAUGAGGUGAACAUGAAACUGAAAUGUACAAUAAAUGAAGCACAUUAUUAUUGAAGGAAAGUGAAAUCAAUUUUAAAAUUAAA